AUGCCUCUUUAUAAAUAAGAAAAAAUAUAUGAGAUAAAAAAAUAAGGCUUUAAAUAAUUUUUAGAAAAACAAUUCGUUAAAACUUAAAAUUUAAGACCUUAAUAGUAAGUUAAAAAAAAAGAAUCUUAAUUAGAUGAUUAACCUAAAUUAUUAAAUGAAUAUAAAUAACUAGAUUCCUCUUUAAUUUAAAGUGAUUCAGAAAUUUAAAUAAAAGGUGGAUUAAGAAUGAGAAGCCCAGAUGAAACAAUAACAUUUUUGAAAAAUCAUUUUGGAGUAAUAGUUAGAUCACCUUAAAAAUCUAAAUUAAAAAGUAGAAGAGAAUUGGAAUAAGAAGAAAAGUAAAUUGAAAGAGAUAGAAGAAAGAUUUAUAAUGUUAAAGAUAAAUUAGAAGUUUACUAUACUACUUUAGAAGGAACUAAUAGUAUGAAUAAAAGAAGAUUAGAUGAUCAAUAACAAUUAUUAAAUACAUCAUAAAUUUUAGAUUAUUCAAAAUCAAGUGACGUGACUCCAAUGAAUGACAAAGAAGGAAGGAACAGUAUAUUUAAUAGAAACUAAUAUUAUGUCGAUCAUUAUAAUAAUAUAAAGUUAGGAAAUAGUAAUACAAAAGAUAUAAAAAUGAGAAGUACAUUUUAUAAGAAUCACAUAGCAAAUGAUUUAAAUGAAUGA
Messenger RNA from Paramecium sonneborni, 666 nucleotides. The record is from the annotation of a GenBank genome assembly. NCBI's taxonomy places the organism in Eukaryota, Ciliophora, Oligohymenophorea, Peniculida, Parameciidae.